UAACUAUCAGUUCAAUAUAUAAUAAAUACACAAAAAACAAAUAGAGAGAGAGAGAUGGGAAACAGCAUAAGGUGUUGUCUAGCUUGUGUUCUUCCAUGCGGAGCACUAGAUUUGAUCAGGAUCGUUCAUCUAAACGGCUACGUUGAGGAGAUCACACGGUCUAUAACCGCCGGAGAGAUCCUCCAAGCGAACCCCAACCAUGUCCUAAGCAAACCAUGUUCUCAAGGAGUUGUCCGCAAAAUCUUGAUCUUGUCCCCUGAAUCUGAGCUCAAGCGAGGAAGCAUCUAUUUUCUUAUCCCGGACUCUUCCUUGCCGGAGAAGAAAAGGCGGAGAAAGGACGCUCCUCACCGUAGUAGAAAGUCUCUCAACAACCCUAACGUCGUCGAUUCCACCCAAUCCGGAGACGUUAAAGGUGACGAUGAAUGUGUGAAGUUGUGCGACAAGUACUUGGAAGAAGUUGUGUCUUCUGAGUCCAACGGUAAAGAACACCGUCAUCGCCGGCGGCACAGCAGAUCGGCGUCAGUCUCCACGUGGCGGCCUCACCUCGACAGUAUCUCUGAGGAUCUUAAUUAAUUCCUCUUUUUUUUUUCCUGUCUGCUUCUAGCUAAUGGUGUUUUUUUGUCCGGAAGCCGGAUUCUUAUGUUUCGAGAGAUCAUUUUCUUUUAAUUUUUUUCUUGGUUUUUUGGGGGAAAAUUUCACAAAAAAAAAAAGAAUUAUAAAAUGUGGAUAGGAUCUGUGUUACAAUGCUGUUGUAAUAUUUUCUGAGUCACCUGAGAAUGAUUGUAUUUUCAUCCUAUAAUCAUUGAUCAAAAGGCGAAGCACAUAUGGCCAAACUUUCAUGUGGUAAAAUUUCGGUUGGACGGA
This is a messenger RNA of Capsella rubella, 864 nucleotides long. RefSeq lists its product as uncharacterized. The record is from RefSeq and is a predicted model, not a curated record. The transcript has a single exon. Lineage: Eukaryota; Viridiplantae; Streptophyta; Magnoliopsida; Brassicales; Brassicaceae. Bases 55 to 573 code for a protein of 172 amino acids.